Messenger RNA from Camellia sinensis, 2635 nucleotides. Its product is annotated as galactinol--sucrose galactosyltransferase. The record is from RefSeq and is a predicted model, not a curated record. Gene Ontology annotation, molecular function: galactinol-sucrose galactosyltransferase activity. Lineage: Eukaryota; Viridiplantae; Streptophyta; Magnoliopsida; Ericales; Theaceae.
CCUUUCUUCCUCCCAUUGAUCACAUCAUCACAAACCUAUACUCUCUCUCUCUCAUGGCUCCAAGCUUGAGCAAAGUUGCCCUAGUAGAACCAAUGGAGGUUGAGGAUGGUGAAGUACCCUUAUCAAUCACCCUGGAAGGAUCAAAUUUUUUUGCUAAUGGCCAUCCAAUUCUCACUCAAGUCCCUCCCAACAUUGUAGCCACACCCUCUCCAUUCAUCUCCAAAGACCCGACUCAAAACAUGGUCGGUUGCUUCGUCGGGUUCAACGCGGCCAAGCCGCAGAGUCGCCACGUGGCGGCCAUCGGCAAGCUCAGGGACAUCCGGUUCAUGAGCAUAUUCCGGUUCAAGGUCUGGUGGACCACCCUCUGGGUCGGGCGAAGCGGCAAAGACCUGGAAUAUGAGACCCAGAUGGUCCUGCUUGAUAAGUCCAGCUCCACCACCAUCUCGGGUCGAACCCGACCCUAUGUUUUGCUACUUCCAAUCGUUGAAGGACCUUUCAGGGCUUCACUCCAACCAGGGGAUGAUGAUGACAUGGACAUGUGCGUGGAGAGUGGGUCCACCAAAGUCCUUGGCGCCAGCUUCCGCAGCUGCAUGUACAUGCACGUAGGACACGACCCAUACCGAUUAAUCAAGGACGCCAUGAAGGUCCUAAGGGUUCAUUUAGGCACCUUCAAACUCCUCGAAGAAAAGUCCCUCCCAGGCAUAGUAGACAAGUUCGGUUGGUGCACAUGGGACGCAUUUUACCUUAAGGUACACCCUCAAGGCAUUUGGGAAGGUGUGAAAGGCCUAGUAGAGGGCGGGUGUCCUCCAGGUCUAGUCCUAAUCGACGAUGGUUGGCAGUCCAUCGCACACGAUGAGGACCCCAUCAGUGAUCAAGAAGGGAUGAAUCGGACGGCUGCUGGUGAACAAAUGCCAUGUAGGUUGAUCAAAUUUGAAGAGAAUUACAAGUUUAGGGACUAUGUGAGUCCUAGAGUGGGGUCCAAUAAGGGGAUGGGUGCCUUUGUGAAGGAUCUUAAAGGGGUGUUUGGGAGUGUGGAAUAUGUGUAUGUGUGGCAUGCACUUUGUGGGUAUUGGGGAGGGGUUAGGCCAGGUGUCCUAAAUAUGCCUGCGUGUAGGGUAGUGGAACCCAAGUUAUCCGAAGGGUUGGAGAUGACGAUGGAAGAUCUAGCGGUGGAUAAGAUUGUCAACAAUGGGGUUGGGUUCGUCCCGCCGGAGAUUGUUGAUCGCAUGUACGAGGGGCUUCACUCGCAUCUUGAGUCUGCCGGGAUUGAUGGUGUUAAGGUAGAUGUCAUACAUAUCCUGGAAAUGGUAGCUGAGGAAUAUGGUGGUAGGGUGGAGCUAGCAAAAGCUUAUUACAAGGCCUUAACUGAAUCAGUGAGGAAACAUUUCAAAGGGAAUGGUGUCAUUGCUAGCAUGGAACAUUGCAAUGACUUUAUGUACCUCGGCACCGAGGCCAUCUCUCUCGGACGUGUAGGUGAUGAUUUUUGGUGCAUUGAUCCAUCCGGUGAUCCGAACGGGACAUUUUGGCUGCAAGGUUGUCACAUGGUGCAUUGUGCCUACAAUAGCUUGUGGAUGGGAAAUUUCAUACACCCUGAUUGGGACAUGUUCCAAUCUACUCAUCCUUGUGCCGAGUUUCAUGCCGCGUCUCGAGCCAUUUCUGGUGGGCCCAUUUACAUAAGUGACUCGGUCGGGAAGCACGACUUCCGGCUGCUCAAGAGCCUGGUGUUGCCUGACGGGUCAAUCUUACGCUGCCAAUAUUAUGCACUUCCCACUAGAGAUUGCCUAUUUGAAGAUCCAUUACAUGACAGUAAAACCAUGCUCAAGAUUUGGAACCUCAACAAGUUCACAGGAGUUUUAGGAGUUUUCAACUGCCAAGGAGGAGGAUGGUGCCCAGAAUCCAGAAAAAACAAGUGCGCAAGCGAAUGUUCCCACACUGUGACCUGCUUGACCGGCCCUAAAGAUGUCGAAUGGGGCACUGGAAAAAACCCAAUCCCCAUUAAAGGAGUGGACACAUAUGUUGUCUACAUGUUUCAACAAAAGAAACUCAAGCUGAUGAAACCGUCCGAAGUCCUAGAAAUCUCCCUUAAGCCAUUCGACUACGAGCUUCUCACAAUCUCUCCAAUAAAGUUUUUACCAAGUAAAUCGAUUCAAUUUGCUCCGAUUGGAUUGGUGAACAUGCUCAACUCUAGUGGUGCAAUUGAUUUACUGGUCUACGAUGAUUUGGCUAAUUCAACAAGAGUUGGAAUAAAGGGUUCUGGGGAAAUGAAAGCCUUUGCAUCCGAAAAACCGUUAUCGUGCCACAUCAAUGGUGUCGAUGUUGAUUUUAGUUACGAUGAUCAUUUAGUCACGGUUCAAGUUCUGUGGCCUAAUUCUUCAGGAUUAUCGGUAAUUAAGUACUUGUUUUAACUCUUCAAGAUACUUAUCCAAAAAAAAACUCUUCAAGAUUAUCGGUAAUUAAGUACUUGUUUUGAAGUUUAAAGAAGUGUUUCCUCUCAUCCAAGAUAUGUAACCAAUCUUGGUGAAACUGGUAAAGCAUGUAGUGAAGUGUAUUUUACCUAAACACAAAAAAGAAAACUAUGUAUCCUGUUUUUCAGUUCAUCUGAAUCGUUGAAUUUCUUGAUAAUUUUUAUUUUUUA